This is a messenger RNA of Pyrus x bretschneideri (Chinese white pear), 1913 nucleotides long. RefSeq lists its product as uncharacterized. Bases 144 to 1769 code for a protein of 541 amino acids. The record is from RefSeq and is a predicted model, not a curated record. The transcript has 5 exons. Lineage: Eukaryota; Viridiplantae; Streptophyta; Magnoliopsida; Rosales; Rosaceae.
UUGGGCGCCACUUCCACAAUAUAUUCAAAUAUCUGAAUAUCCAGAAAAUACAAAAAAGAAAGAAAAAAGAUCUCCCUUUUCAAGCAAAAAACUCCAGUCUUUUGGUUUCUGGACCUUCUUCUACAGCAUUCUAGGGUUUCCCCAUGGACGGCAUGAACGACCAUGAGAGAGCCAUUGCUUGGCUUUGGGCCAUUGAAGCCCUCGCUAGCUUCAAACAAGUUGAUGCAUCGCUUUUACAUGAUUUAAUUGCGAUGGCUCCAACAUUACCUGAAGAUAUUGGGAACAAUGCAACGGAAAGGGUUGCUUUGAAAUGUUUGGAGAGUUUGUUUAGUCCUUGUAAUGUGAUGAGCAGUGAUGUUCCUUCUUCUCAGCAUUCGAAAAUCGGCUUUAAUUUAUCGGAAACUUGUGAAAAUGUUCUCAAACGCAUUGUAAAUGAGACACCACAAUCUGAUUUGAGAACGGGCGGACCAGGGGUGUUAAAAUGGGAUAUUCACCCCUUCAUUAUGCACAAAACAGCUUCUUUGCCUAAUUGUGCAUUGAAACAGCUGAAAGAUUCAAUCCUUGCUGGUACACAUCCACAUGCGGAUUUCUUGAGAAAAAAGGGCGGUUUAACACUUACAAGUGAUGGUGAUAGAGUUCCUUUGGGAGAGAGUAAUCCUAGGCUCAAUGAGAGUUGCUCUAAUGCUCAAAACAUGGGAAUCAAAGGAAGCACAGAUCCUCUGAAUAUUGAGCAUGAGAGUAAACAAUUGGAAGAAGACCCAGAUAAUGCAAAUCUGUUGCCUUCCAAAAGGAAUAGGAUUGCCUCAGAUGCUCGAAUUAUGGCAGAUGAAAAUCGUAGUAGUGUAAAUGUUUCUGAUGAUUGGAAUAUCAUAUCAAAGAAGAUGAAGUGUGAUGCCUCUUAUGUUUUACAGUCUACAGAGCAGAACCAAAUUCGUUUACAUGGAAAAGAACUAUUGGGAGAUUUAUCUGAGAGGGAAAGGUGUGACUGUGCAGAAAAUCAGAUGGGAACGAUGGAUGGAAGCACGGCCUUAGAGAAUGGUUGUGAUGAUUGUACUUCCUCAAAUGGAUAUGGACAGAGCAAUGGCGAUGCAGUCCAUAAGAGUCAGUCGGAAAAUCAUCUUAAUGCCACUUCAAUGCCUCAAGAUAAAUCUUUGGAUGAAGCCCAUCAAUAUUCAUGUGCUGAUCAAACCAAACAUGAUAGCUGUCUUCAUCCGGAGCCAAGAGCAUCAAGUGUUGCUCCUCCAGAUGGAAUCCAAAACAAGGUUUCUGCUAAAGUAUUCAAUUUUAACAGUGAGCACAAUUUUCAUUCUGCAGAUGGACCCCAAGAGAAGAGCAUUUCUGAAAAUGGCAAUGGCUUGGUUGCGAAGAAUCUGGCAGAUGAAAACCAUAAAAGUGUAAUUGGUUCUGAUGAAACCCUGCAUAAGGUUUCUGCUGAAGUAUUCAACCGUAACAGUGAGCUGGGUAUUCUUGUUAAAGUAUCACUUCCUGCAUCCACAGAUGAACCCCAACAGAAAAGCAUUGCUGAUGAAGGUAAAGACGAUGAACAUUUUCCUGAACCAAGAGCAUCAAGUAUUGUUUCUCUAGAUGAAACCCAGCAUGAUUCUAGCAGUGAGAAUGAUUCUCAUAUUAAAGUAGCACAUCCUGCAUCUACAGAUGAGUCCCCAGAGAAGAGUAUUGCUGAUGAAGCGAGAGAGCUCUUGGAUUGGCUAUGUCAUUAUGAGUCAGAGAUCUCGACUGAUAGUGUUGAAUUUCAUGACGAAGAAGAUUGAUGUUGUCAUGAAGAAGCAUGCUUUGUUGAGCUCUCAAUCCACAUCCAGUCAAUAUUCCUCAGAGACAACCAAAAAUCUUUGUAAGAAGCCUAAUGAAGGCGGUCUGUUGAUUUGUAAUACCAGUAAUUGCCCUGUUAUGGUUCA